Nothobranchius furzeri (turquoise killifish) is the source of this 13633-nucleotide messenger RNA. It is a transcript of the gene kmt2bb, whose product is annotated as lysine (K)-specific methyltransferase 2Bb. NCBI's taxonomy places the organism in Eukaryota, Metazoa, Chordata, Actinopteri, Cyprinodontiformes, Nothobranchiidae. Gene Ontology annotation, molecular function: histone H3K4 methyltransferase activity; DNA binding; zinc ion binding. Gene Ontology annotation, cellular component: histone methyltransferase complex; nucleus. Gene Ontology annotation, biological process: positive regulation of DNA-templated transcription. The record is from RefSeq and is a predicted model, not a curated record.
AGAACUCACUUUCCCAUGGACCACCGCGGCUCCCCCCUCCCAUCUCGCGCCUUCCCUCUUGUCUCCCCUCAAACUGCUAGCCGACGGUGUGUUGUUGUAGAAGCAAUGAUGGCGGCAGCGGGAUGCGGAUCAGCAACCGCGGCUGCCGUAGGAGGCCAGAGUGGAACCGCUACAGCCAGAGGUCGUUUCCCCGGUCGGCCUUGGUCUUCGCGCAGUCGUUUGCGUUCUGAAAAGCGUUGGCAGCUCGGACGAUCAAACUCAGAAGCUGAUGAUGUGACUACCGUAGGGCCAAGGCCCGCAAACCUGGCUGUUUCGUUAAACGAAGACCAGUCUCACUUGCGCCUACUUGGAAUAGAGGCAAGCCACAAGAUCCUUGGCCAGGCUGGAUAUAGCUCUAGUGGGAGUGAGGAGGGUGAUGAUUUCAAAGGAUUUGAAUCUGACAGAAAACGUUUGCAAGAACCCACGAUGUCUCACCAAAAUUCUUCCAAAGGUGAUGUUCUCAAGACAAAAUCUAAACGAAGAAUUGAGAAGCUGCCACAGAAAACCCCAGCAAAAGAUGCAGCUAUCCCACCUGUUCCUGUUAAAGCUGUGGAGGACAACGCAGCCGUGGACGCAAAGCCAGCAAAGGAUUUGAAGAAAAAUUUGAAAGGAAAAAACACUAUGGACCGGCAGUCCACUAAAAGCAGAGCUCCUGCAGCGGCGCCGAGGAUUACGAUAAAGUUAGUGGCCAAAAAGAAAACGGUAAACGAGCCUCAGAAAAGAUCAGUGAAGACGCUGAAGACGAAAGAAGCGCAGGACCGACCCGACGUUAAAGACAUUCAGGACGACCAGAUUUUAAGCGCACACAUUAAAGUAAAAACCGAAACAUUUGUGGAGGAACAAGGCUCCGAGGAUAAAGGAGCAAGAAGCAUACCUACAAGGAGGCGUGGGAGAUCUGCCAUGAAGGAAGCAGAACCUGUAAGCCAGACUACUGCCAAAGUUGUGGUUGGUGACCAAAAAUCAAAAGAGAAAGAAGUGGCUGACACGGGAAAGGACAUCGAGCCCGUGGAGCCCAAACCGAGAGCAAAGGAAGUAACGAAGAAAGCAGCGGCACCUCGGGUUUCUGCCGCUAAACAAGUAACUCGUCGGAGCAGCAGAGUUACUAACCCAGCCUCUAAAAAGGCCACGGGCGGUGUGUCUGAAACUGACAGCUCCAAUAAAACCACUCCUGCUCUGACUGUGCCCAAGUCAGAGCUUUCAGACAUUGUCGAGGCUAAACCUCCAGCUGCUAGAGAACGACGACGGCAAAGCAAAAGGUUAAAUAAAGAUGUUUCAGUGCCAGAAAAUUGCGGCUCAUCAUCUCCAGAGCCCGAUAAGUUAGACACAAAAAACAAGGAGAGUUUACCCUUUACAAAUGAGGAAGAGAGGGUCCCAAGCCUAAAGUUAAUAAAAAUCAAAAAUCCCAAAUACGAUCCGCAGAACCACGGGAAGACUUCGGCUCGGAAGAAAAAGCGAAGAAAAUAUAUUUGGACUUUGACAUUAGUGAAGGGAAGAAUUCAACCACCUGGGCCUGAAAACACGACCAAAGUACCAGCAGAGACGGUGGAUCAGCCUGCUCCAUGUGACACCAGCGUCAACAAGAACACAAAAGGACAGGGUAGAAGAUCCAAACCAGAGAGCGCAGCCCCCAAGGAGAGCGUGGCAGUCACCAGGAAUGAUCUCCAAAACGAGCCUGCCUCGGAAAACUCUAGUUUACAAGCUGAAGUUGAAACACCUACGCAAGAAACCAUUAAGACCGACAGUGGGAAGGUUGUACCGCCUCUUCAGAUCAAGAAGGUUUCUUCUCCUGGGAAGAAGCAUAAAAGCUCAAAGCCGUCAUUUUUAAUCCAGCAGGUUAGCCCUGAAAAGAAGGAGGACGUUCAGAAAGAUCCAGCUGAAGCUCACGAAGAGAAGCCAUCUUCUCCAGAUGGCGAGGCUGCUCCUACUAGGACAUUAAGGAGAAGGACGCCUAGUGUUGAUUCAGCAAACACCAGAUCUGUCAGCCAGAAGCCAGCGGCCACUUACAAACGAAUAUUACGAAAAAUCCAAGAGAAAGGGACUCCACAGGUAGAAGUUCCCCCUCAGGUCUCAACUGAAGAUCCCACCUCUCAAGCUCUUCCCACAAACUCUUGCCAAAUUUUGCCAGAUCCACCACAAGAUGCCAGCCUGAACUCGUUGGACGUUCUUGAGAAGGAUACUUUAGAGGUUAAUGACGGUUCUUCACAGUCGGCAGGGGAAGUUUGUCCACUGAAGGUGGAGAAAGAGGCAGAACCACAGACUGAAGAGAUCAAACCACUACCUGUGCCUUCCAAACCUAGGAAACCUAGAAAUAAUAAACUAGUCAAAAAGAAGAAAAAGGCCAUGGUUUCACCAGAUGCCACUGUAGACACGGCUCCUGUUGCAAUCGACUCGACUGCUGCAGAACCUGUCCAAACAGAAGAUGUGCAACCCUUAGUUGUAGAGGUCAGUCAGCCUGAGGUGAAAGAGGUCACACAGCAGGACGAAGCACCAGAGACCAAACAGGACCCUACGUCAGUGGAAGAGGAGCAGAAAGAGUCGCCGGUGAAGGAAGAACCACACAUGCAGCUGAUCGACACUCCGCCUUCAGAGGUGCCAGAAAGUCUCGCAAAUAAGCCAAAAACUUUCAAAAAAUCUCACAAGAAACUAAAGAAGAAACGCAAAAGCUUAACUGGACCACGUCCCAAACACAGGCACAGGGACAGAGAUGGGAAAUUUGCUCCACUUACAUUAUCCGAAAGUCAAAGUGUCGAUGAGGUGGAUGAUAAUUACUCCCAUGCAACCCCUGCUUCAUACCUGGGCUCUAAACUCAUCGGAGUACAGAAAAAGUACAAAAAGAAGCGGAAAGGAUUUCAUUUUAUGGGAUCCAAAAGGCCUAAAUCAACAUCGAAAAUCAUCUCUACACUGAUGGAAAUGGGGUUAGGACAGGGAAGUUUAAAGCAGGAAGAAGCAGACACCCCAGUCGACUCGGGACAAACGAGUGUUGCUAACCCCCAGCCUGGAAAGUCCAAGUUUGUAAAAAACAUCAAACACUUCAUUAUGCCCGUUGUAAGCGCUAGAUCUUCCCGUGUCAUCAAGACCCCGCAGAGAUUCAUGGAUGAUGCUGGAAUGUCGGUGUUGCCUCGCAGAAACUCUCCCAAGAAGGGUUUGCAGCUGGGCCUGCAGGUACGCUCCGGAAAGAGGCAAGACGACGAAGCAGAAAGAGCCAUCUCCCCCAUCUUUCCUAUCAACGAGGAGGACAUCCUUAAUGAAGCUCAGCUGGAUGUUGAUCUGUUUUCAGCUCAGGACCUGGAUGAUGACCUUGACCUAGCUCAUAGCCUGUUUUGUGACAGAAAAUCCAACAAGAAUGAAAUGAAGGAGCCCUUUUUAAAGAACUCCAGCUUCAAGUGGCAUCUUUCAGAGGAGCCCGACGAGGGGGUGUACACACUGGACACAAGCCCAGUGGGCAAAUGUGAGAAUCUGUUUUUAUCCGUGGAUAAACCGCCAGAACCUUCGUCAGACCUUAUGGACUUUCUGAGAAAGAAAAGUUCGCCCAAGUUUAACAAGCAAGCAGCUCAACUCAAGAUUUACCAGAGAUUAAAGAAGCCGCACACGGGACUUCCUAAGAGCAAAGCCACGCAGGAGCUCGAGCCUGCGAGCAAACCUGCCGCGCCUCCGGUGGAUUUAGCAGAAGGACUGGAUGACGAGGUGAUGAGCAUCAGUUUGAGACAACGGGACACGAGCACAGAAAAGGCCAAGUCUAAGCUGAAGAUAGAGGACCUUGAUUCUCCAGGGGUAGUGAGGAAGGUUUCCGUGUGUGUCCGGGGGACCAACUCCAUCGCACUUCAACAACGUGGAGGAGAAGCUUUAGCAGGAAACACCGUCCUAGCCUCAGGAGAGCCGAAGCCUGCACAGAACUCGGGCGCAAGCAGAGGUGUUCAUGUAGGUUCUGUGGAGAAAGGAGCUCCACAGCGAGCUCGCCUCACUGGUGCAAACAAAAGAAUGUUGAAUCUCCUGAGGAAAGCCAAGGUUCAGCUCAUUAAAAUCGACCAGCAGAAACAGCUGAAGUCCUCUGGGCUUUUAUCGGGUCCAGCCGGAGCCAGGUCUCAAGAUCUCACCUCAAAGAGACAGAGGAGGAAGCAGAGGCUGCGGCGUUAUCCUGAUGUUCCAGUCAAGACCGAGCCUCUUCAAGGACAACCGCAGCUCAUUUCCCCACUCUGUCAGGAGUUCCGCAGAGCAGGAGGUCCACGAAUCAAGCACGUGUGCCGCGCUGCCUCCGUGGUGCUGGGGCAGCCUCGGGCCCUCGUUCCUGAUGACAUUCCCAGACUAAGCGCCUUGCCGCUGCAUGAGAGAUCCGGCAUUUCCCCAUCAGCUGUCACUCAAGAUGUUGGGUCUCAGUCGGAGCCGGACAGCCCAGGACUUUCAGAUUCAAAGGCAACAAAAUCAAAGAAGACAUCGAAUUUUGCGAAGAGGAAAGGACUCGGCCCGUUUGGGUACCGCUCACGGAGGUGUGGCGUGUGCAAGGGCUGCAACCACGAGGACGACUGUGGCGACUGCAUAAACUGCCUGGACAAACCCAAGUUUGGCGGUCCAAACACCAAGCGUCAGUGUUGCGUCUAUAAGAGAUGUGAUCAAAUUGAAGAGAGAAAAGCUCGCAGACUUAGUGGGAGGACGGUACCCAAAGGAUCCAAUAAGCGUAGGCGGCCAUCUCUCAGCAUGGGUCAUUCGAGUAACGACGAAGGGAUGGAGGGUGCCGGCGACUCGCCAUCUGGCCUCCAGACCGACGGCCACAGUCCAUCAGUGAGGAAGCAGCCAAAGCGUGUGGUGAAACCUCGCGUGUAUUUCGACCUGGUGGAUUAUGACUCGGAUCUGGACGAGAAAGCUUUGUGCAACUCGGCCUCACCGGCGAGGAGACGGGGUGCCGGACCUCGUUUCGGCCAAGAUUUUGUGUCUCUGGAUGGGUUCUGGGAAGACUUUUCAGACGAUGAAGUCAGGCAUCGCAAAUCUAGUUCACAUCGGGUACCGCAGGGUCGGCGGAAACCCGAGAAGGUUCUGUCGUCUCAGAGUCCUUUGGAGCAGACCCCCCCCAGCGUCCUUGCUGCUCUGGCUCAUGGCUUUGAGCAGCGAGACGUGGAGUCUUCUAAACCGACUCACAAAAUCAGGGUCGACUUCAAGGAGGACUGUACUCCAGAGAACGUGUGGAACCUGGGUGGUUUAAGCGUGUUGACCUCUGCGCCGCUCAUGCCUCCCUACGUUUGCUUCCUUUGUGCCAGUAAAGGCCAACACGAGAUGUUAUACUGCCAAGUAUGCUGCGAACCCUUCCACCGGUUCUGCCUUGAACCUGCUGAACGUCCCUCGGAGGAGAAUAAGGAAAAUUGGUGCUGCAGGCGCUGCAAAUUCUGUCAUGUGUGUGGGAGAAAAAACAAGCUCUCCAGGCCUCUAAUGGAGUGUGAACGGUGCCAAAACUGUUACCAUGCUUCCUGUCUGGGACCAAACUAUCCAAAACAACCCAAGAAGAGGAAAACCUGGGUGUGUAUGACAUGCAUCAGGUGUAAAAGCUGUGGUGUCACUCCGGGGAAGACUUGGGACACCGACUGGAACCACAGUAAAGGCCUCUGUCCAGACUGUUCAAAACUCUACGACCAGGGAAAUUACUGUCCAAUCUGCUUCAAGUGCUAUGAAGAUAACGACUAUGAUAGUCAGAUGAUGCAGUGUGGCACGUGCAACCACUGGGUGCAUGCCCGAUGCGAGGAUCUAACAGACGAGCUGUAUGAGAUCCUGUCCAGCCUGCCAGAGAGCGUGGUCUAUUCGUGCCGGCCGUGCAGCGUGACCCAGCCAAGCGCCUGGAGGGAGCUGCUUUACAUCGAGCUCAGGGCCGGGGUGGAGAAGGUGCUGGCGUGCUUACUGUCCUCCACCCUCACCCAGCAUCUUGUUACCUGCUCACAGUGUGAGACGUUGGUUGACCCCGAUGGUGGAACUGAAGGUCAGCCAGCCUGUGACCUUCGAGCAGUCGGCAAGAAGUUCGACAAAGGCCUGUAUACGUCACUGAAAAAGUUCCAUGAAGAUGUGGUCCAGGUGGUGCGAAGGAAGCUGGAGCUGGAAGAGCACCUCCCAGAGGAGCAGAGGCCUACUGCCCUAGCACGCUCUUACUACUUAAAGCUCCUGGAGGAGGUGUUUAACUGGUUCAACGGUCAGGACCCAAAGUUGUGGACCCUUUCUACCAAAGACUUGCCCAUGGGGAUGCUGUCCCACGCUGUUCAUCCUCCCAACACCGAGCACGUUUACGCCCAGUGGCAGGAGAGGAGGCAGCUUCUGUCCAGGCCUCCGCUGGGUCUCCUGCUAGAGGACAACGGACAGAGCUUGGACAUAAAGGAGGAGGAGGCGGUUUCUCCGAUGUCGGGCGAUCCGACAAGCCGUAAUCAUUUCAGAACUAGCAGAACUCUCAGAAUCAAAGGUAAAAGAGGCAGACUUUCCAAAGCAGAUCUGGACACAGGAUGGACUAAAGAGGAUGAAAGGCAGUGCUCUCUGUGCCAGAAAUACGGAGACCUGAAACCCAACGAGGCGGGGCGCCUGCUGUACCUGGGCCAGAACGAGUGGGCACAUGUCAACUGCUGCCUGUGGUCGGCGGAGGUGUUCGAGGAGGACAACGGCUCUCUGCUGCAUGUGCACAGUGCUGUCACAAGGGGGCGCUUGAUGCGAUGUGAACGCUGUAAUCACACCGGUGCCACCGUGGGCUGCUGUUUGACAUCUUGUCAAAGUAACUACCACUUCAUGUGCGCCCGCUCUCGGCAGUGUGUGUUCCAGGAUGACAAAAAGGUCUAUUGCUACAAACAUCGGCAUCUCAUCAGUGGCAGGAUGACAACAGGUCAGGAGUUUGAAGUAAACCGCAGAGUGUAUGUGGACUUUGAAGGGAUCAGCCUUCGCAGGAAGUUCCUGACUGGCGUGGAGCCCGACCUGAUUAACUUGAUGAUCGGAUCCUUGCAGAUCGACAAGUUGGGAGUGUUAACUGAAAUUUCUGCUUUAAAGGGCAAAUUGUUUCCUGUGGGUUUUCAGUGUUCUCGGUGGUACUGGAGCACAGUUAAUCCGCUGAGGCGGUGCAGAUACACGUGUACAAUCCGGGAAGUUCGACCCGUUAUUCCAGAGAAGCCUGCGGAGGAGAUGCCCGACCAAGGGGAGAAUCACACCAUUGCUCACAGCCCCUUUCAGCCUGAAUUGGAAGCCCAAGACACGGAUGUGUCAGAAAGCCAACCCCCAGCAGAAGAAGGCUUUGUCACAGGUCUUCCCUCCAAGUCGGAUCACUUCGCAAGGCCUAAAGUUUCCAGCCAUCCUCUGCCCAGAAGGCCCGCUGGAGGAAUGUCCCGCCCUCUGCCGUGUCCAGGCAUAGCCGAGACGAAACCCCACCACAUUCUGACUGUAAGCGAUUUAGAAGAGACUCGGAGAGCUCGUCGCCACAGCCCACACUCCCAGACAUCAGGACUUCGCAGUCGGAUGUCCCCACCCCCACUGGCUCCUCUAGCCGGGUCAGCUACCCUUCGUUCUAGCAAACCUUCCCUGCCUACUUCCCCACUAUAUCCCCUUUCAGACCACUCUGUGAACUGCCCGUCGUCCCGCUCUGUAGGAAGUCGAAACGCCUCCAAAGCCCGUUGCCCUGGCAACACGUUAACACACUGCACUCCGUCGUUCUUUCCUCAGUCUCACUGGCAGGACAGUGUAGCCUCUGUAAGUCUGCCUUUCUCGUCAUCCAUGCAACAUUUACCUAGAAAUCGCUUGUCGUUUGAUCUGAGUCAGUCCGAUUCUGUUGAGGUGCCACACAACUUCUUGGCUUCGCCCGAACCUGAAGAUAUCUCCCCAACGAAUGGCACAUCACCUCAUGUGGACAUGGACAAACACGGUGAGGAGUUUCCAUACAACUCAUUCAACAGGGAUUCCUCUAUAAGUCUGGGCGAAGAGAUGCGAGCAGAACUUGAGAUUGAAGAAACGCUCCUGAAUGAGGGGGUGGCUAUGAACUGCGGGGGCCAGAUAGUGGUGGAAGGUGAUGAUCAGGAGGAGUACUGGGGGAGAACCCAGGAGGUACAUAAAAAGAAAUCCCUUGUUGCGAGCCUUCCUCGGUCUGCAGCCUCAAACAAGGAAGACUUGGGAAACACUUCCUCUGAUGACGACGUGGAGCACUAUUUUGAUUUCUCACGAACAAUAGUUAGCUGCCCAAUAUCAAAAGAUCGGUCCAAGUCCCCUUGCUCAUCUUCCUCGCGGCCCUUGGCUCAGUUGGAUGGUAUAGAUGACGGUACAGAGAGCGAUGCAAGUGUAGUAACUACUGAUGAUCCUCAGAAGGUCGGUGGGUUCUGCAAAAAUCCGAUUCAAAGCAGAAACCCAAACAGCACAGAGGCCCUUGGUUCAUCAGACAACAAGCAGGCAGAGUCUUCAUCUGUUGCCAUGGCUGCUUCCAAUAAAUGUCCACUUUCGUCCAGCAAUGUCGACAAGAACUCUUCAGUAGGUCAGAAACCUGCAACUUCCCCUGCUGACCGUCUUCCAGAUUUACUCACAAAGGUGCCUGAGUCGUCACAUCCAUUGGUCGGUUCCAGUUUAGGCUUUGCCACAGGAACACCUCUUGUUCUUCAGGAAUGCGACAGUGGCCCGCGUUUCACAGAACUGCUUCCUGUGCUACAAGGCACUCCUCUCCCGUCUGAAACAUGCAAAACCCUGAACUCUGACCCCAACAUCUUUGCAGCAUCAACUGAGGGAUCUGCUGUUGUGAUAAACCACUUAACACCUGAUGUGAUGGAACCGUCAUUACAAUGUUCAGUUGAUGGUACCCAGGGCUCUCUGCUGGGCCUGCUUGAGCCUUCACCUUUAAUGCCUGCGGAUGAUGCACGAAACCCCUCUCAAUGCCUUGACGAUUCUCUCGACAUGUUUUCUUGUUUACCAGGCUUCAGUCAGUCUCCUCAAACGAGUAUCACACUUCAGCCGGUGACGGCUGUGCAGGAAUUGGCAGGCUACCCAUCCACCGAGCCUUUCUCCAGUAAGCUAACGACCCUCACUCCAGUGGAAGAUGUGUCGCAGAUGCAGCUAAAUGUUGCAAAUCAAACCAAUCCAGGGUUACCAGCAAUCCUGGGGGCUUGCCCCCCACCUGAAACGUGUGCCAUUGUUUCGGUUCCCAUGUACUCCACACAAACACAGCCGUUCAGUUCUGCAUCACUCACCAUCGUUUCUUCUUCAGCUUCGGUAUCGACGCCCUGUGCGGCCACGUCAGCACCGUUACAAACCACCUCCGCCCCUAUGAUCCUAAACGGGUAUGGCUCCUCGUUACUGCAGAAGGAAGCCACAUCUGGUCAUACAAUUUCCAUCAACUUCUCUGCACCGAGGCCAGCUAUGGAGCCUCAGCAGCCUGUGCUGCCCCAGGCGUUACCCGGUCACGCUAUCCUCACUGUGAAGGAGGUAGGAGGUCCAAACGUGGACCCUACACCACAUGUUCUACUGGUGAACCGCCUUGGGCAGAUCUUUGUGAAGAACCCUGAAAGCAACACUUUCCAGCUGCCCACUCCAAACUCCCCCUCGUAUAACUGUGUUACCCAGAUUGCCAGUCUUCUACAGAGUAACGCACUUUCGGCCACUCUGGCAGCAGCUGGUAAUCUGACCACUGCGCCGUUAGGGGCCAACAUGGCUGCAGUUCCUGCAUCAGUCAGUCCUGCAGUUCAGAGUCCAAGUACAGUCACACAGCUGCUCACCAACAACACCAAUGGUGCCAUGGCAUCAUCUCAUGUGAAAAAGUCCAAGAAGAACACGAAAGCACCAAAAGAGGAAACAAUCCCCGAGAUGAAAAAACCAAAGAAGAAGAAGGAAUCCAGUUCAUCCAAGAAAGCAAAGUCCUCCAUGGUGACGGGACAGACUGUCGUGUUAUCAGAGAAUCCUCCCGUGUCUCCUGCUGAGAGCGCCCAAGCAAUUAUUAACCAAGCAAUGGCUAGCAACUACACCCCCAAAUGGACCGGUUUACGGACUAUGAGUCCUUCUUCUCUGGUUCUGCCACCAGGCCUUUUGAUUGAACCAGAACCUCCGGUGGUGCCACGUUCUCCUUCACCGACACCAGCCCCCGCACCUCGACCUCGCAGCCACGUCCGCAUGAAAAGAGUGUCUUCCCUUUCAGAUCGCAUCAUCACCAAGAAGUCUAAAGUUGACUUCCUGCCUCCAGAAGUCGUCAGUGAGGAGGAGGAGGAGGAGGAGCAGCAGCUUCGGAAACCUGCUUUCCCGAGCAUCUCCAGCAGGGCCUCGGGAGUUCGCAUCAAAACUCCAACCGUGAAAGGAAUCCUAAACCUGGAUGAGCUGAAGGAGGAGCACAUGAGUGAUUCAGAGAGCUCUGGAUCGGAGCCUUGGAAUUACUUAUCUCAGGGCGAGCAAGGCAAACAGCCUGCAUGGGAACCAGUGGGACACAACAACCUGACCGACUGGAAGAAAUACUCUGGCGCUGCUUCUACAACUGACGAUGAGACAUCAUCAUUUGAGGAUGAUGAAGUAUGUCCAACUAACAAAGAGCAGCCACACUUGAGGUUCGAGAUCACCAGCGAUGAUGGUUUCAGUGUAGAGGCAGACAGCAUCGAGGUGGCUUGGAAAGCGGUGAUACACGGCGUGCAGGAGGCACGAGCCAUAGCGAGGCUUCGGCCGCUGACCUUUCAGAAGAUCACGGGCGCCCAGAUGCUUGGACUGGUUCACGAUGCUGUUGUGUAUUUACUGGAACAACUUGAAGGGGCUAAUCGCUGCCAGAGGCAUUCUUUCCGUUUCUUCAAGCAGUUCAGCCAGGAAGACGAUCUCCCUGUGAAUCCCAGUGGUUGUGCUCGAUCUGAGCUCUAUGUGAGGAAGUCUACAUUUGAUAUGUUCAACUUUCUGGCUUCUCAGCACAGACAGCUUCCUGAUAUCAGCCCGUAUGAUGAUGAGGAAGAUGAAGUUCUUUUGAAGUCCACAAGACGAGCCACCAGCUUGGAGCUGCCUAUGGCCAUGCGUUUCAGACACCUGGAGAGGACGUCUAAGGAGGCUGUGGGGGUGUACAGGUCUGCCAUUCAUGGGCGCGGUCUGUUUUGUAAGAGGAACAUCGAAGCUGGAGAGAUGGUCAUCGAGUACGCCGGCAUCGUCAUUCGAGCAGUGCUCACUGAUAAAAGGGAAAAAUACUACGACGGAAAGGGUAUCGGCUGUUACAUGUUCCGCAUCGAUGACUUUGACGUGGUGGACGCGACCAUGCACGGCAACGCAGCUAGAUUCAUCAACCACUCGUGCGAACCCAACUGCUACUCGCGGGUGAUCAACGUGGAAGGUCGGAAGCACAUCGUCAUCUUCGCUCUCAGGAAGAUCUACAGAGGGGAGGAGCUCACCUACGACUACAAGUUCCCAAUUGAAGAUGCCAGCAACAAACUGGGCUGCAACUGCGGAGCCCGGCGUUGUCGGCGAUUCCUCAACUGAGAAGGAAAAGGAGGGGUUUCCUGUUUACUAUGAAACCUUAAACGAAGGCAGUGCUGCGCUGGGCUUGGGGGAUGAGCCACUAUGACACUGGCUUGGUUCACGAAGGGGAAAACACUUUCGUUCACUUUUAUUGAGAAAGGUUUUUGAACAUUCAACAAACCCGAGAAUUUGUUUUCCAUCCUAAGUCCUCGGCGAGUUAACAUCGACUAACCGAAGUGUUUUGUGAGUUUGUAAAAGCUGCUUCAUCGGCACGAUCUCGUCACGACCUCAGACGAGACAAACUGCAACAAGCAACUCAAAAUUGUUGCAGAAAUGUAACGCAAGCCCGGUAAAACACCUUCUGCAGCGUACUUUUCCAUGUGAGAACACUCGCCUGUGCUGCAGAAGUGGUGCGUAACUGAGGUGGUGAAGAGGAAACAGGAUUUCUAGACAAACGCCAACAAAAGAAUUCUGACACACUCGCCAAGCCUUAUAUGUUUGGAUCAUUGCUGAACAUUUAGAUUUUAUCGUUUUGUUGUCUGGGAGGGAUUCUCUGUUUUUGAGCGCUCCAGGCUCUCGUGGCGGUGCAUCGUAGCGCCAUCUGUGCAGUGGUGAAGUCCGCUUGUGAGCCAUACAUUCACCCGAACCUUUGCUUUCAUUCAACUGUUUCCUCUCAUUUUUAAAUGUACAUUUUGUUAAUAACGAAGCAAACCAUGGUGCUAAGCUUUGAAAGCUUUUUUUUUUCUUUAGCUGGACUAAAAUCUCACAAAUCAGGAAAUUGUCUGGCUGCAUCUCCCCCCUGCUGAGAUUACGCUGGUAAACUUAUGCAGCUCUGUUAACAUUACCUGUGCUAAGUUUUACGUUUAGCACCAAAUAGCCGAGUUUUCGUCCAUUUGCUUCCAAGUUAUGGUUUCAAUCAGUAAAGUUUCAUUCUUUAAAAAAGGAAAAACAAAAAAAAGUGUCUUAAAAGACAGUUUUUGCUCAGUGUACAGAGUAUGUAGCAAACACUACCCAAGCCCAAAGUGAAGAUUUGUGGAGGAAAUAACGUUAAAUUUCUUGUUUUAUUCUCUCGACAGAUGCUUAUUACCUAUUGCAAUAAGACUCUUGCGCCGCCCUACACAUGAAUGAUCAUCCAACACAGAAACCACACCUGCUACACUUUAUUUAAAUCAGGGAGCACGCUGGGGGCUGAUGAAAAAAAUCAUUGCUACUGAGUACAUUCAGCACCUUUAAAUGAUGUUUGAUGUUGUGAGUGGACAUUCAGUGCUGUUAGUGAUGAGGCGAGUUCAAAUCACACACUGUUCCUACUGGGAGUUGUAUUUAUUCAUGUUUUGAUUUUCUAUUUUAACGGUUAACGCCCGUGUUGUGGCUAACUGGUGGCGGUCUAGUGUGUCUGUAGAUUCCCCCGUUGACAUCUUUUGUUUUGUUUACAGACGAUGUCCUUUUUUCACUUAUUUACUUGAAAUUUCUUUCUGGACUGUUGUGUCAGACAUUUAAGCCUUUGUGACAGGACUGGUUUUGAAGCAGGUAUUUUUUUCUUUUUUUUUUACAUUUUUAAUAAUAUUUUAUAAUUAUAAAGUACUGAAGGUCUUAGAAUUAGCCACGGGGUAAAGUGAGCACUGUUUGCCUAUUCAAGCCCAUCAUCGUCUCUUUUCAAAGUUCAUACAGCAAAUUGACCCCCCCCCCCCCCCGGCAGUUCGUGUCAAUCACAAGAGCAGAGUCACUUCCAGCUCCUAGCAAGGAUUCUACCUCAGCUGUUCACACAGAUGUUUGGGGAUACUGAUGCAAAAAGAGACUUUGAAGAUUUAAAAAUCGCUCAGUUUUAAUAUCCGUGUGUGUGUGUGUGCGUGUGUGUGCGUGUGUGUGUGUGUUGGAUGCACUAGACAAACACAAGUUAUCAUGACCAUCUCUCCCAGGAUUUGUUAAAAGAAAGCUGUAUGUUAUAUAUACACACACACAACUAUAUAUAUAUAGAUAUAAAUAUAUAUAUAUAUAUAUAAAUAGGGUUAUUUUAAAGUAAGUGUAAGACAUCCAAAUGAGAAAUGUGCUCUUUAAAUUUAAGUCUUUGUUACCGUGUAAAAAAAAACCUUGGGUUUGUAAAUAUUUGUAUAUAUAUUUCUAAACCUGUUUAAUUUUCUAUGCACUUUUUUAUUUAUGAUGUUGCUCAAUAAAGACGUUAAGAUGUUUGAACAAAGUU